GCGGCGGCGGCGGCAGCGGCGGUGUCUCCUCACCCUCCCUCCUUCCCUUCCCUUCCCUCCCGGGCCUGGCCACCCAGCCCGACGGGUUAGCGGGAGCCAGGUGAGCGGGAGCCAGAUAUGGCACUGACGGUGGAUGUGGUGGGGCCCGGGCCCUGGGGCUUCCGGAUCACUGGGGGCAGGGAUUUCCACACGCCCAUCAUGGUGACCAAGGUAACUGAGAGGGGCAAGGCUGAGGCUGCUGACCUCCGGCCUGGCGACAUUAUCCUGGCCAUCAACGGGGAGAGUGCUGAGGGCAUGCUUCAUGCUGAGGCCCAGAGCAAGAUCCGCCAUAGCCCCUCACCCCUGAGGCUGCAGCUAGACCGGUCCCAGGCUGCUUCCCCCAGGCAGACCAAUGGGGAAAGCUCUGUGGAAGUGCUGGUGACUCGCUUCCAGGGCUCCGUGAGGACGCACGCAGACAGCCAGUCCUCCCUGCGGUCUUCCUGCUCCAGCCCCGCGUCCUCCAGCCCCCAGCCCGGCAGCCCCUUCUCUACCCUGCCCCCCAGCAGCCCGCGUGCCCUCCCUGGAGAGGCCGUGGUCAGCCGCAGUUUCCAGAGCCUGGCACACUCCCCGGGACCCACUGCUGCUGACCGCUUCUCCUACGGGGGCCGCCCCGGAAGCCACCAGGCCAGCCUCACCCGCGCCGGAGACUCGGCUGUGCUGGUGCUGCCGCCUUCCCCGGGUCCGCGUUCCUCCAGCCCCAGUGUGGACUCAGAAGGGGGAAGCCGCCUUCUGGAAGAGGACUCAGAAGUCUACAAGAUGCUGCAGGAGAAUCGUGAGGCGCGGGUCGCCCCCCGGCAGUCCAGCUCCUUUCGGCUCUUGCAGGAAGCCCUGGAGGCUGAGGAGAGAGGAACCACGCUGUACGCAUCCAGGAGGGGCGCUACCGCCACCCGGGCUGCUACACCUGCGCAGACUGCGGCCUGAACCUGAAGAUGCGCGGGCACUUCUGGGUGGGGGACGAGCUGUACUGUGAGAAGCAUGCCCGCCGGCGCUACUCCUCAGCCCCCACCCUCAGCUCCCAGGCCUGAGCACCUGGCUGUGCUCGUAGCCCGCCCUCGACUCUGUGGACACCUCUGUGCCAGGGCCAUGCCAACAGCAAGUUGGCAUGGAAGGGUGGUGGUGGGUGGUGGGGCCCCUUCCUCCACGCUAGGCACGGCCAUGGCCUGGGACCUGUCCUGGGCUGUGCAUGAGGACGGCCUCACCAUCCCAGGCCUGUGCUAGAUACUCUCACUUCCCCCUGCAGGACAGGCCAUGCACCAAAGUCCUCGUGGGCACCGCAUUGGAUGUCUUUGUGCAACAGGGGUUAAGCAGGUUGGGACACAGAGAGAAAUAUGUAGAAAGAGAGGGGUGGUCAUAGGCGAAAGGUAUUCACUCUGUAAAGUUUUCAACAUAUGAGCUCUAUAAAUAUAUGUACAUGGACAAAA
This is a messenger RNA of Odobenus rosmarus divergens (Pacific walrus), 1460 nucleotides long. RefSeq names its product PDZ and LIM domain 2 (mystique) (gene PDLIM2). Gene Ontology annotation, cellular component: adherens junction; stress fiber; Z disc. Gene Ontology annotation, biological process: heart development; muscle structure development; actin cytoskeleton organization. Gene Ontology annotation, molecular function: muscle alpha-actinin binding; actin binding. Bases 118 to 960 code for a protein of 280 amino acids. The transcript is spliced from 9 exons. Lineage: Eukaryota; Metazoa; Chordata; Mammalia; Carnivora; Odobenidae. The record is from RefSeq and is a predicted model, not a curated record.